Molecule: messenger RNA, 702 nt
Organism: Epinephelus lanceolatus (giant grouper)
Lineage: Eukaryota; Metazoa; Chordata; Actinopteri; Perciformes; Serranidae
Source: RefSeq, a predicted model, not a curated record
AUGGAAAUUUUGGAUAAAGUUGCACAGGCAAUUUUUGAGAUCAAAAGCUACCCUGAGAAAGAGGAACUUGAAUCAGUUGCCUCUUCGCUGGUUCUCAAGUAUCCCUGCCUGAAGGAGCCAGGUAGCAUCACAGGCUACGAUGGAUGGAAAACAAGUAUCAAGUACAAACUGGGAAACUACCGGUCAAAGCUGCGUCAGGCGGGCUGCAGUGAGGUAGAUGUAAACAAGAAAAGAAAAGGAGAUGUGGAUGACAGUUCUUUCACCCUCAAAAAGCCCAAAUGUGGAGAGGUCAAUCAUGUCCCAGAUCAUCCGCAACACCAUGAUGAUUCUACUCUUGAAGAGGAAAGAGUUGCUCUGGUCGACGAAAUGAAGAAGAAGAAAAAGAACAUGACACUGAUCCGGCACAAGAUGGGGCUGACAUUUUCCCUGAGGCGGAGAGAGGUGGUGGAAGGGCAGCCUAUGGUAUCAGAGGUCCAGGAGAGAUGGCCUGCGCUGUUUUCUGUUGAGGAGGUAUCUGAAGAGUUUCAUCGGAUCACUGGCAAAGACCUCCUGGGGACUUUCGGUGCAUCUCUUGACAAAUAUGUGCCUCGCCUGCUGAGACUGUACCAGGCUAGGAGGGGAGCUUUUGGUCAGAAGAUGGAUGACCUCCUGGAAAAGCUUGAUGAACAGCAGCCUAAUGGCAAGGACACACUGUCUACCUGA